Molecule: messenger RNA, 1089 nt
Organism: Fusarium vanettenii 77-13-4
Lineage: Eukaryota; Fungi; Ascomycota; Sordariomycetes; Hypocreales; Nectriaceae
Exons: 3
Coding region: 1-1089 (362 amino acids)
Source: RefSeq, a predicted model, not a curated record
AUGGCACAUCGAUCGUCUUCAUCAGAGCCUCAAUCCGGUGAGACUAGGAGCCGACUUCUUCUUGCGCCAGCCGAAAUCCGGUACAUCAUUUACGAACACCUGCUACCACAUGGAAUCCAUGUCUUCAGUCAAGGAGCAAGGCUAGGCUGUUCCGCUUGUGUCGGAGCCUCAGGCGAUGAAGAAGACGGCUCCGAAAGACAGGCGACAGGUGAUCCAAUGUCUGACACUGUUUGGGCGCGUCGCCUAGACUCCUCCUGGGGUCCUCACUGGCUGUGCGAAGAGCUGGCUUUGAACAUGGACAAUGCUCAAAGGCCAGUCUCUCGUGUAGACUUGGCCAUCGCUUUCACUUGCAAGCAGCUUUACCUCGAAAUUCUUCAACUUAGUAUCCACAACCAGGCUCUUCAUAUUACCGACCUAGAUGUCCUCAUGCAGGUGCUACAGAAGCCAGACGGCCUUUUCAAGAUCACUUCUCAUUUGCCGAGUCCUUUGAUAUCCUCGAUUCUCUGCUUUAGCGAGCUCCAUGUCACACUCCGGCUUCUGCCUGCGUUUUUGGCGAAACUUGAGGAUAUCAUUGAGAUUAAUACCGCUUCUAAAACAUCCCCCGAUCUAUAUGUGUCCAUUGAUGCUUGGGGAACACAAGCAGCCGCAUGGCUACAUUUAACAUCACUUCUCUCACCACCUAUAGAGCUACAAAGGCUUUAUAUCUGGCUAGAUCAUCAGAGCGAUAUGUUCUGGUCCAUCGUCGACGAGCGCACGAUCAUGUCGGUCUUAGAGCCGUUAGCAACAAAGACCAAGCUGGACAUAUCCGUCAGUCUUCCCAAGAUCCAGCAUGGUUUAGAGUCACGUCGACACUUGCUAGAACAAGAGGAUAUAGCAAAUUUCAGAAUCAGCCGAAGGGAAAUGCAACGGUACUACAUUGACCAAAAUCCGGAUGGGCGUGAUGAACCUAUUGUAGGUUGUCAAGAGAUCGUGACAACUGUGGACGACGAUAUUGCGGGGUUGGUAGAGCUGGAGCGACUUUGCUACAAGGGACAAGAGGAAUUAGCAAUGGAGUUGAGUGGUUUGCACAUCUCAACCCGCAUUCUUUGA